Molecule: messenger RNA, 605 nt
Organism: Neolamprologus brichardi
Lineage: Eukaryota; Metazoa; Chordata; Actinopteri; Cichliformes; Cichlidae
Source: RefSeq, a predicted model, not a curated record
AUGCAGCGGGGUAGAAGUCGUGACAGGUGGCGGCGUGAUGGCGGCGUGAAGUCCGCGGCAGGUGGCGGCAUCCAUGGCUGCACGAAAUUAUGUCGCUAUGGAAUUAUUGCACUUUGUAUUGUUGGGGGCAAAUCUCGCACAAAAUCGCGUUCGUUCCGAAUCCCGUUCCUCUUUCAACUAGCCUCCAAGAUGCCUACCAAGAAGUCGAAGACCAGGAAACUCCGAGGACAUGUCAGCCACGGACAUGGUCGCGUUGGCAAGCACAGGAAGCAUCCUGGAGGUCGUGGUAAUGCUGGUGGCAUGCAUCAUCACAGAAUCAAUUUCGACAAAUAUCUCAUUGCCUUGCUCCUCUGUAACUCCGGCUGUCGCCAUAUUUUUCCUUAUCAGGAACCCGAAGGACCCGCCCCCAUCAUCGAUGCUGUGCGCGCUGGCUAUUACAAAGUCCUGGGCAAAGGCAAGCUGCCCAAGCAGCCUGUGAUUGUCAAGGCCAAGUUCUUCAGUCGACAGGCCGAGGAGAAGAUCAAGGCAGUGGGAGGAGCCUGCGUGCUGAUGGCAUAACGAUCUUGUCUGUGUGUUUUUGCAGAAAUAAACUGUAUAAAUGGAAA